Cloeon dipterum is the source of this 4128-nucleotide messenger RNA. RefSeq names its product rhodopsin-like. The record is from RefSeq and is a predicted model, not a curated record. Gene Ontology annotation, molecular function: G protein-coupled photoreceptor activity. Gene Ontology annotation, cellular component: plasma membrane. NCBI's taxonomy places the organism in Eukaryota, Metazoa, Arthropoda, Insecta, Ephemeroptera, Baetidae. Gene Ontology annotation, biological process: G protein-coupled receptor signaling pathway; phototransduction; cellular response to light stimulus. Bases 90 to 1949 code for a protein of 619 amino acids. The transcript has 9 exons.
GACGUGGAAAUUUCGGGCUGUCCGAGCGGGGCCCGCGGGGGUGGUCGGGAGCAACGAUUGGCGGCGGGGCGUGCGCCCUGCGCCGGCGGAUGCUGUGCCGCCCGCUCGGCUGCUGCCUGCUGGUGCAGUCGCUCGGCUCGCACAGGUCAGUGCUGGAUGAACUCUGCUCGCGGCACCUGAGGCACCUCUCGCCGGCCACUUGUCGCGCGCCGCUCCGCUCCGCUCGCCGCACUUCCUCAAGGAUGGACGAACAGCAUCCGACCGGGUGGCCAGGCAACGCGAGCGCCGAGGACGAGACGACCUCGAGCAGCCUGCCCAGUCUCGAUCACUGGCUCAAAUACCAGUCUCCCCGGCCAGAAAUCCACUACGCCGUCGGCACCAUGCUCGUUUUGAUUGGCACCACCGGCGCGUUGGGCAACUCGCUCGUCCUCUUCGUUUUCACAAGAUUCCGCAGACUGCGAGGUCCAGCGAGUUCUUUCAUCGUUAAUCUGGCCAUCGCUGAUUUGUGCAACUCGCUGCUUCACUCGAUGGCAGCCGCCUCAUCCUUCAAAGGAAAGUGGAGUUUCGGUCGAACAGGAUGCGUUGUGUACGCGUUCGGGGUCGGCUAUUUCGGCCUGCUCUCGAUCGUCACCCUGUCCGCCAUCGCAGUCGAGCGCUACAUGGUCAUCACAGCGAAACCCUUCUCUGGAAACUGGAAAAUCACCCAGUAUGGCGCUCGCAAGAUGUGCGUGCUGGUGUGGCUGUACUGCCUGACGAUGGCAAUGCCGCCGUUGUUCGGCUGGUCGAAAUACGUGACCGAGGGCUUCCAGACGUCGUGCUCGUGGGACUACCUGACGCGGACAUCGUCCAACCGCGCCUACUACAUCUACCUGCUGAGCCUGGGCUUCGUGCUGCCGGUGGGCGUGAUCGCCUACUGCUACACCUUCAUCCUGGCGGCCAUCUACCAGCACGGCAAGGAGAUGGACGCCGUGAAGAAGGCGCACGUCAACAGCGGCUAUUACCGCGGCGGCAAGACCAAGGCCAGUUUCACCAGCGCCUCGCACCACGCGUCCAACAGCACCUCCAGCAGAAACGGACACGCCAGCUCCGCGCACAACAGUACCUUCAAAACGGCCGAGAUCAUCCUGCGGCUAGUGGUGUUCUUCCUGAUCUCGUGGACGCCGUACUCGAUCAUCAGCUGCAUCGGCCAGUUCGGCGACAAGUCGUUGGUGACGCCGUGGUCGACGACGCUGUCGGCGCUGCUGGCCAAGGCGUCGGUUGUCUACAACCCGAUCAUCUACGGCCUCUCGCACCCGCACUUCCGCUCCUCGCUGAAAACGUACCUGAGCUCCUUCAACGCGGCGCCGUCCAACCACACGGCGCUGCUGCGGCCCAACUCGCCCACCGCCGCCCCCACGGCCAUCGUCGCCCUCAGGGCCGGCGCGGCUGCCGCGGCCGCCGCGGCGGGGCAAGAGAGCCAGAUUUCGCUGAUGCGGGUUUCCAACUCAAGGCACCACCACCUGCAGCUGCACCACGGCCGCAGAGGGCUGUCCGGCGUGCGGGACUUCGUCAGCGACCCUGGUGACCCGUCGGAACUGCAAAAGCAUCGCUUCCUCAACAACCGGAUCCAGCAUCAGCAAGUGCUCAAUCGACCGCAACUCACGCUGCACCAUGUCACUUUGCACUGGCAAAACAACGACAGCGAGGAUCUUUCGCAGAACUCGGACGACGGCGAGGGGACGUCAGGCGUGGUGUGCAGCUCGGGCACCACCACCGUGGCCUCGCGCUACCCGCCGCCGCGGGCAAUCUGCGUGGUUUACGAGGGUGGCAGCGUCUGCUGCCACGUGACCAAGGAAAGUUGCUCCUCGUCAAUGGGACACUUGCCGAAAUCGGUCAACACCGGCAGGCGAGGCGGCGUGAGGAGCAGCACCCGCUUGGUUUUUGACGAAGACAUCCAGUGCGUCGAUUAAAAGCAGAUAGAAGAAAUUAAUAAAGCUGAACUCGCACCACUCGUGUGGCUUUUUUGACAUUUGCCCGUGUUUCGAGGCACACCAAAACUGUAUUUUUGAUGUCGGGAAAGUGUUAAUAAUGAUCGAAAAAUUGCCAAAUGUUCCAGACCAUACAAUUGAAUGUUUGGACCUAUAUUUUAAAUUCAUUUAGAAUGUUUAAAAUUCAAAAAUUUAACUCUGUUUGGCUUCUGAUGAGAAUUGUGUGAAUUUUAUAAAGCUUUAUAGUUUUUGAUGUUGAUAUUAUACCUCAGAAAAUAUUGCAGACGCUGAUACUGUUAGGGCUGUGAAAUUUGGGAAAUGGCUAAUAUGAAUCGCAGUGGAAUAUCAAAUGAGAGCACGGAAAAUAUUCAAAAUGUUUAACAAAAUAUUUGUUCUUAUCCUGCGUUCAAAGAGUUUAAUGAUACUUUGUAAAGCCGUUUUAGCAUAUUAAUUUACAAAACUUUUUGAUGUUUCCAGUUUCCACUCUUCAAUUUAUAUUUUUUUAACACUGAGCCCUGCAAAAAUCAAAUUUAUUAAUAUUUUUUAUUUUCUUGUAUUAAGUCAUGGCUAAUAAUAAACUAAAAUACAAUAAUUUUGCUUUCUUGAAUGGCUCGCUAUAUGAUAGUAGGUUGCCCAUUUCGGAUCAAAAAAAUAUUUACAAAUAGCAGGUGCAUAACCGACUAUUUAUUUUUUUGCGAAAAUUAUUAUUUUGUCCCGCGUUUGAAAAAAGAACCUACUUUGCCUAUUUUGCUUUCAUUAAUUCUAGCCGCGGUAUGUAUCACAAAUAGAUUUUUUCGAUUUAAAAUCAUCGAUAAAUGAUUUGCUAAUUUUGAGAUUUUAAAAAUACACAAUUUAUCCCCUCAACUGUUCUCCACUAAAAUGUUUUGAAUUCACCGCCCUAUUUCCUGCUCCAUGUAUUGCGUUAUAAAAUCAUUCUGAAUGUGGUUUAGUAAAAUUUAGGCUUUAUUCUUCUAAAUAUUCCUGUGUGUGGUUUCAGAGAAACGAAGUUUUAAAUGUGCCCCACCACUAUAAGAAAUAUAUUCGUUGCAAAAAUUUGUAUCAGCAACCAAAAAUGAAAUUGCAAACAAAAGCAAAAAGCGUGUUGAAAAUUAUUUGAACAGCUUUAAGUCCGUUUCAAGGAUGAAAACAUAAUGUUUCUCUAACAUUCAACAAGACUGAGAAAAAGUACAUUUGAAAUAAUUUUGAUUGAUGGAAUGAUCCAAAUAUUUCAAAUACAAUACAAUAACCUCUAGAUGAAAUGUAUAUUUGAGUUUUGAUUCUUAAUCACGAAUUGAAAUUUGUGUAAAAAAGCGCACAAAUAAAGGGAGAUUUUUAUGGAUAAAUUAAGUGACUGAACUUAAAAAUAUCCGCAAAGGGGGAAAAGUUGUGCUUCUCUGUCGUUGUCCUCGAGGAAUAUAGCUUAAAAAUAAUAUAAAAACGAUUAGAAUAAUUUAGAUCGCUUCUAUAAACAUCGCAGCCUGAUAGUUGCAAUGUUUAACGCGAAAUAAUUGAUGUAGUUAGUGUUGCUCUGCUUUGUGAACAAAAAUCUUGCGAUUUUUUACAUCGCGUGUUCCCGAACAUUUUAAAGGGGGAAAGACUAUAAGUAAGGUUAUUCAACGGCAUGGGAAAAUCAGACAGAUUGUAAUAAUGUUCCCGAUAAAUGUAAUUGAGUGAUAUUACUGAUUAAGGUAUAUGUGUAACACACGCUUGGAGCAGGUUAAAAAAUGUAAAUUAAUCUGAGGCAAAGAAAUGCUUUAAAAAUUCGCGACCCUUUCAACGUUGGUUUGCUUGCCACUUCCCUUUUCAAGAUGUAUAAAUGUGCCUAUGAAACAUUAUAAAAUCACGCUGUUUAAAUGGUGUGUAUACAUAUUUUCAAAUAAUUGAACAAAGAGCGAAUGAGAUUUUGAUAUUUUUGUUACACCAUUUGAUGCAAAUGAAUGUGAAAGAAAAUUUAUAAUUGUUCUACAAAUUUGUACGGACUUCAGGGUAUGAAACCAAAAAUCAGUUGUAAUAAAUCAAUUUCAAAAUGUGAAAAACUCUGGUGUCUGCUUAGCAAAGAUUGCUAUGUUCAGAUGAAUAUUACAUUUAAGGGGAAAAUAAUGCUAUUUUAUGGGGGUUGUAAAACUGUAGCAUUUGAUUCAUUUGUUUGUCAUUGCGCGCA